This is a messenger RNA of Colletotrichum truncatum, 1053 nucleotides long. RefSeq lists its product as uncharacterized. The record is from RefSeq and is a predicted model, not a curated record. NCBI's taxonomy places the organism in Eukaryota, Fungi, Ascomycota, Sordariomycetes, Glomerellales, Glomerellaceae.
AUGUUAGACCCUUCGGCGAGUAGGCGUCAACAGCACAUGGACUCGUCCGCUGUUUACUCCCAUUCCCGCACCCGCACCGUCUCCUCAAAUACCUUCCCUCUCGCUAUCCAGAGCCCGACACCGAUGCAUCUGGCCCAGGCCCAAGGCAACCCUCAACAACAUACCCGCCGAUCGCCCUCGGUGAAUACCUUUAGUACAGCUUCGAGCGUGGCUCCUCCCGCCGCCUACCGUACAUCUCCCACCAACGAUCUCCGUCGCUCUACUUCGUCGAGAUCCGGAGGUGGCAGCCCCCAGCCCACGGGCUACGUUGCUCUCCUCCGCAAGCAAAAGGCCACCGUCUGGUGCGAUCGUGCCCAAUAUGAGGAUCCCCGUCUGCUAGCUCAGCAGCGCGCUGCCAAGAUGCGUGCUACACUCGAGGUCAUAGGUGGCCAGCGCCCAUCUUCCGGCUUGUCCGCUCCAAGCGGCAGGACCAGCACCGGCAUCUCUGCUACUGGCAAGGUAGCCGCAAAAAUCCGCCAUCAUGGCAAGCCUGCAGUCGUUGGCUACGCCCCUGGCGAGCAUCACAUCGGUGUCGGCGGCGUGCCUAUGCGUCUUUCUGCCACCGAGGUCGAGGCCGAGAGCAGCGACGACGAUGACCCCCGCCUACACCACCGCCGCACCGGCAGCAGCGGCCGCAGCAGUACCGCGAGCCGUCGCGGUCCCGGCUACAGGACGUCUACCGGGCUGGGCAGCGGCAGCGGCAGAAGAUGGAGCCCUGGCGACACCCCCGAGAGGUCCGGCAGCCUGGUCGAAGAAAAGGAGGACACGCUGGGCGACAACGCUAGCGGCAAGGCCAUGACGACGGGGUCGUCUGGCAGCAGCGCCGAGAGGGCGGAUAACUUGGGAGAGUUGGGCAACAACGCGGCACGGCUGGCCAGCAACUCGCUGAUGCACUCCAACAUUACCCGCGAGAAGAGCGUCAAGGGCGCCGAUGAUCUCCGUAGGAGGGGAAGCGUCGACGAGCGCACCACGACGCUUACGGGAGGCCGUCUUUACAUUGCCAACCCCGAUUAA